Messenger RNA from Salpingoeca rosetta, 1439 nucleotides. Its product is annotated as H13 protein. Gene Ontology annotation, molecular function: aspartic endopeptidase activity, intramembrane cleaving. The transcript has 12 exons. Gene Ontology annotation, cellular component: cytoplasmic side of endoplasmic reticulum membrane; membrane; lumenal side of endoplasmic reticulum membrane. Gene Ontology annotation, biological process: membrane protein proteolysis. Lineage: Eukaryota; Choanoflagellata; Craspedida; Salpingoecidae. Bases 36 to 1313 code for a protein of 425 amino acids. The record is from RefSeq and is a predicted model, not a curated record.
CCAUCCGCGACUGACCACAAGGAACAAGGAGGAAGAUGGAUGCGAUUACGUCGACGAUGCGGAGCCGAGCGGUGACGCGGGCGGUCGCUGGUGGCCUGCUGCUGCUUCUGGCGGCGUUCUGCUUUGCGUCCGCGGCUGGCGGUGACAGCGCCGCGACCGUGGAUGCGACGACGACGCCAGAUGCAACAAAGCUGCCCGUCCCGGACAACGCUGACACGGACAACGGUGCAGGCGAUGCGGACGCUUCCAAGGCACAGACCGGCUUCUUGACAGCAACCCUCUUGACCGACGUUGCCCUGCUCAUCAUGGCCAUCACUCCAAUCUACUUUGGCGCCUGGGAAUCCAUCUCCGCCAUCCAAUUCGAAUUCGUGCAGGCCGCAGAGAUGAAACGAGAGGCGGACACGCUGUCGCAGUCCGAUGUGCUGCAGUUCCCAAUCUACGCAUCCUGCAUGCUCGUCGGCCUCUACGCCCUCAUCAAGCUGAUUGGGCCGGAGUAUGUGAACAUGCUGCUCACAGCGUACAUCACCAUCUUGGGCGUCGCUGCCGUCAUUCGCGUCUUUGCGCGUGUGCUGACCGCUGUCCUGCCAGCGCGGCUGCUGGGCCACCCCUACCACCUCACCCUCAUCCACGAGCACCCAGAAGCAGGUCCCACGUCGGAGCCGAUGCUUGACGUCAAGUUCACGAAUGCGCACGUGGCCGCCAUUCCGCUCGCCCUCGCCCUCUCCGUCUUCUACCUCAUCACCAAGCACUGGGUGGCGAACAACGUGUUUGCGCUCUCGUUUGCGGUGACUGGGAUUGAGUUUAUGCCGCUGAACAACUUCAAAAUUGCUGCCAUUCUCCUCGGCGGCCUCUUCAUCUACGACAUCUUCUGGGUGUUUGGCACAGACGUGAUGGUGACUGUUGCCAAGAGCCUCGACGCACCCAUCAAAAUUGUGUUCCCGCGCGAUUUUAUGGAGAAGUUCUUUGGCGGACAGCAGCACGCCAUUCUCGGACUCGGCGAUAUCGUCCUCCCAGGCGCCGUCCUCGCGUUCCUCCUUCGCUUCGAUCAAUCCCGCAAGCCUGGCUCCUGCCUGUACUUCCUCGCCACGUACAUUGCGUACAUCCUCGGGCUGGUCGCCACCUACAUUGUCAUGCACGUGUUCCACGCUGCGCAGCCGGCGCUGCUGUAUCUCUCCCCCGCGUGCAUCGGCGCCCCCGUCCUCCUCGCCCUCGCUCGCGGCGAAUUCAACCAGCUCCUCAGCUACUCUGAUGAGGGCGCGUUCACGCCCGCCGGCGCCGACAGCAAGACGGGCAGCGAGAAGAAGAAAGAGUAGUCAUAGCACACGCUCACAUGCACACAUGCACACGUGCACACUUGGUGAUGAUGCUUCCACAGUGCUUGCUUGCUUGAUGGCGUAAACGCUUUGCCUUUGAGGUGAGUAAAGAGAGCAUGCGGCACA